This is a messenger RNA of Melanotaenia boesemani (Boeseman's rainbowfish), 3092 nucleotides long. Its product is annotated as proteoglycan 4-like. Gene Ontology annotation, biological process: DNA integration; DNA recombination. Gene Ontology annotation, molecular function: DNA binding. The transcript is spliced from 14 exons. Bases 143 to 2755 code for a protein of 870 amino acids. Lineage: Eukaryota; Metazoa; Chordata; Actinopteri; Atheriniformes; Melanotaeniidae. The record is from RefSeq and is a predicted model, not a curated record.
AUCUCAAGAACCAGAAAAUCUGAAUAAAGAUGGUAAAGAUGGGGGUCUGUCUGCCGUUACAGUGAAAACCUGUUACAAGGGAGAUAAACGAAAGUGGGACAAGAGACACUAUUGUGUAUAUUGUAAAAAACCACAAAGCAAAAUGGCACGACACCUAAUGCGGAAACACAGUGAUGAAAAAGAAGUAGCCCUUGUAAUAUGUCUGCCACCAAAAUCCAGGAAACGAAAAGAAAAGUUGGAGCAGCUUCGAAGGAAAGGCAAUUAUUUUCAUAACAUGAAAGUCCUACAAAGUGGAAAAGGCGAAAUUGUAACCUAUAGACAGCCAUCUGAAAGUGGAAAUGUACAAGAUUAUUUACCAUGCAACAUUUGCUAUGCCUUCUUUGUAAAAACUGAGUUAUGGAGACAUGAAAAACUAUGUCGGAAAACUUUUUUGGACACACACAGUGGAUCAGAAGAGCCCAAGAAGAAAAGAAGAGUGCAGACUGCUGCUGUCUCUCUUCUUCCUCUCAGAGGACAAGCAUCUCAAAGGUGUUCAGACCUCAUUUGCAGAAUGGUAGUUGAUAAGAUAUCAACAGAGGUAAAGAAUGACCCGCUCAUCUGUGAAUAUGGUGACAGACUUUUAGAGAAACAUGGCAAUGACCGCUCAAAAGAUGGUCAUGUUAGCCAAAAGAUGAGAGAGUUGGGUAGAUUCAUGCUUGCUGCAAAGUCCCUUAACUCACAAGUGAAGACCCUACAAGAUGUUCUUGUGCCACCUAAUUUUUCUUUAGCUGUGGCAGCAUCAAAAAAAGCAUCUGGUUACACAAGGACCAAAUACAGGUACAGUACGCCAUCUCUUGCUUUAAAAUUAGGACACUCAUUGAAGACAGUGUGUGACAUUAUGAUUGGACAACAUGUAAAGGCUGAAGAUGAAAUGGCUGCAAGUAGAGUGAGGAGCUUCUCAGGCUUGUUAGCUGCAGAGUGGGACCUCUAUGUGUCAAGGCGUGCACGCACAAACUUAGAAGAGGACAAAUGGAACAAAAAAGAAAUGAUCCCACUAACAGAGGAUGUCAUGAAGCUUCAGAAAAUGCUGAAGGCCACAGAGGAGGCCUCUAAACAGAAACUAAUGGAAGGACCUAACCCUCAAGCAUAUAAAACUCUUAGUGAGUGCAUUCUUUCACAAAUCAUUCUUUUUAAUCGAAGACGUCAAGGUGAGGCUGCAAAAAUGCCUCUGGUCACCUACAAGGAGAGAAACAAAGAGAAGCCAAAUAGGGAUGUGAUGCAGUGUCUCUCAAAACUGGAACAAGAUUUGAGCCAAACGUUCACCAGGAUCGUGAUCCGAGGGAAAAGGGGUCGGAAAGUGCCAGUGCUCCUUACAAAACAGAUGAGUGAAUCACUAGAUUUUCUCAUUGAAAAUAGGAACCAGGACAAUGAAAUUUUGGACAGCAAUGAAUAUGUCUUUGCAAGACAGAAUUCAGAUUCUCAUCUUCGAGGUUCAGACUGCCUUAGAAAGUACGCUGUUUUCAGUGGGGCAAGCAGGCCUGAAACACUCACUUCCACCCAGCUGCGGAAACAUGUGGCAACACUAAGUCAGAUAAUGAACCUGAAAGACAAUGAAUUAGAUCAACUUGCUAAAUUUAUGGGACACGAUAUUCGUGUUCAUCGAGAAUACUACCGACUGACAGAGAACACACUCCAGCUUGCCAAAAUGAGCAAGUUGCUCAUGGCAGUGGAACUUGGAACUGAUGUGUACAAAGGCAAAUCUCUUGAUGAGAUUGAUCUAGGUUUAGAAAUUGAUUUGUCUGCAAAAGACGCAGCUCCCCAACUGUCUCAACCAAGUGAAAGUGAUAAGGAUGCUUUUAAUGCAGAUGUUUUUGAAGACACAGAUGAGUCAGACUGCCAGACCCAGAGGCCUGAGCCAUCAGAGAUGACCAGGACAAAGAAAAAAGGACCUUCCAAAGUAAAAAGGGCCAGAAUGACCGAACCUACUGCUGAUUCAGAUGUGGAAGAGUCAGACUGCCAGACCCAGAGGCCUGAGCCAUCAGAGAUGACCAGGACAAAGAAAAAAGGACCUUCCAAAGUAAAAAGGGCCAGAAUGACCGAACCUACUGCUGACUCAGAUGAAGAACCGCUCUGCCUGACCCAGAGGCCUGAGCCAUCAGAGACGACCAGGACAAAGAAAAAAGGACCUUCCAAAGUAAAAAGGGCCAGAAUGACCGAACCUACUGCUGAUUCAGAUGUGGAAGAGUCAGACUGCCAGACCCAGAGGCCUGAGCCAUCAGAGAUGACCAGGACAAAGAAAAAAGGACCUUCCAAAGUAAAAAGGGCCAGAAUGACCGAACCUACUGCUGAUUCAGAUGUGGAAGAGUCAGACUGCCAGACCCAGAGGCCUGAGCCAUCAGAGAUGACCAGGACAAAGAAAAAAGGACCUUCCAAAGUAAAAAGGGCCAGAAUGACCGAACCUACUGCUGACUCAGAUGAAGAACCGCUCUGCCUGACCCAGAGGCCUGAGCCAUCAGAGACGACAAUGAUGAAGAAAAAAGGCAAGACAAAACAUCUAACUGAAUCAGAGGUGAGGAUCCGCCGUCCGUGGACUAAAACUGAAAAGGCUGCUGUACAACGACAGCUGGGCAAUUUUAUUGUUCUAAAAAGAGUUCCUGGUAAGGAACCAUGCCAAAAGGCUCUGGAGAGAGAACCAUCUCUACAAACCCGGACAUGGAGAGACAUAAAGAACCAGGUGUACAACACCAUCACAACAUUGAAAAAAAGACAGAAAUAGUUUUUUUUUCUUUUUUGUUGUUUUAAGUUUGUUUAUUUUACAAUGGCCCCAGAAAAAAGUUCUUAAAAUGUUUAAGUUACAGUUAGACAAUGUUUAAAAUUAAAUAUGGCUGUACAGUGCCAUAAGAAUGCUUUAAAGCAAUUGUUUAAUUGCAAGUUUAAGUAUUUUUACAAAGGGAAGGUUUCUUUUUGUUUGUUUUUUAUUAUAACAUUUUUAUUAGGCUUUGUUGCAAAGAGUCACUUUAUGUCACAAUAAUGCUGUUUACAGCAAGCCUUUUUUUCUCAUGAGGGCCACUGUUCUACUGUUUUAAAUGGUAAAUAAAUUUUGCUGUACCACA